Molecule: messenger RNA, 1268 nt
Organism: Aedes aegypti (yellow fever mosquito)
Lineage: Eukaryota; Metazoa; Arthropoda; Insecta; Diptera; Culicidae
Product: WD repeat-containing protein 91
Exons: 3
Coding region: 146-1135 (329 amino acids)
Biological process (GO): early endosome to late endosome transport
Cellular component (GO): early endosome membrane; late endosome membrane; extrinsic component of endosome membrane
Molecular function (GO): phosphatidylinositol 3-kinase regulator activity
Source: RefSeq, a predicted model, not a curated record
UUUUUUUUUUGUUUGUGGUGUCACUUGGACGGCUAAGACCGCUCAAUAUUUUUCCCCUUUGCAUCACAAAACAAGAGAAAGUUUUCGUAGAAUUUUUGGCAAAAACCUGUUUAAACUCCUUUUAAUUUACCUUUAAACCCCGGCAAUGGCGCACAUCCAGUACACGGAUGGCCUGGUGCGGGAGUACGUCCUGUUCCGCGGGUUUUCCCACACGCUCAAAUCGUUCGAUUCGGAGCUGAAAAACGACAAAGACAAGAGCUUCCGGGUGGACAAAAUCAUCGACCAGCUGAUGCAGCUGAUACAGUCGCAGGACCUGCAGGGAUUGCGUGACCUUUGGGCCCACCUGAACAACCACCUGUUCCGGAACCUGGAGCACAGCUAUACGGCAGCUGUGAACAAGCUGGAGCAAUCGAUUUUGAAGUUCUACCUGGUGAUUGCGCACUUGUCCAACAAGCCGGACAAAAUCAACGAGUUCUUCACGAAGCUAGCUCCGGAACUGGUCGCACAGAGCGAGUGGAAGGAAUGGUUUUUCUUCCCGUUCUGCAAAAACCCGGAGGAACAUUCCGCGUUUGCCGUUUGCUUCACCAAGCAAUGGCAGGACACGUUACUGAUCUCACUGCACAACUUCCUGUCCACCAUCUACCAGUGCAUGCCUCAGCCGAUGAUUUCCAAGGUGGAGACGGAGAGCAGUCUGCUCCGGAAGCUCCAGGAGGAGAACGCCCAACUUCGGAGCAAGCUGCAGAGCAUCCAACAACAGCAGUCGGCUUCCGCUGCGGCCACAGCAGCUGGUUCCUCCCAUCAAUCCCGAGUGACCGCGUUCAACGAUCAAAAGUACACGCUGGAUGGCAAAACGCGCUACUCGACGCGACACGUUGGUAACGCGCAGUCCCUGAACGACAUCGUUCCGUUUGAUAUUCCGCCCCCGGCGCACAUCGUGGACGAUUUCUACAUCAUCGCCCAGGAGUCGAACAACAUCGGGAAUGCGGCCGAAUCGCAAGCCCGGGGACUGAAGUCGCUGAUCCGGAACAUCAGCUCCGGCGGAAGUCCGGUGCUGGGCCGGAAGGAUACCGCAGCCGAUCGGAACAAACGGCGCUCGGGAAGCGUGGGCAGCCGGAGCAAUUGGAUUCACGGUUAGAAUGGGAGGGAAAUUUAGCACGAAGGAUUAAGGUAGGUGGAGCACUGUGUGAUUUAGUUUGGCGUAGAAGUACGCUUGUGUUAUUACGUUUUAUUAUAUUAUUAUACUCAAAUACAGGAUCUCAAAUUGGAAA